This is a messenger RNA of Ahaetulla prasina, 3902 nucleotides long. It is a transcript of the gene RTBDN, whose product is annotated as retbindin. Bases 274 to 1047 code for a protein of 257 amino acids. Gene Ontology annotation, cellular component: external side of plasma membrane. NCBI's taxonomy places the organism in Eukaryota, Metazoa, Chordata, Lepidosauria, Squamata, Colubridae. Gene Ontology annotation, molecular function: riboflavin binding; riboflavin transmembrane transporter activity; signaling receptor activity. The record is from RefSeq and is a predicted model, not a curated record. The transcript has 7 exons.
UUUGCUUCAAAGCAGCAGCCAGCGACGCAGUUACUCCGGAUCAGAACCGGGAGAUCGGGGCUGGUUUGGCCAAAGCUCUUGACCAGGGAACGAGGCGACAUCAGGAGAGGGCGAAAUCAUUCGGAUCGUGCACCGGCUCGCGCGGCUUCCAGGAUAUCUUUCAAUCUCCCGAUCUAAUCUACAGCUCUGAAAUUUCCUGAUAGUCUCCCAUCCCUGAACUAGCCAGAUCUGGCCCUGCUUAGCUGUUGAACCCAGACAAAUUCAAUUACCGUCAUGAGAGGUAGUGGCAAUACCAAUUGGAUAAUGCUGAUGGCUUCAGCACUGACCAUGUUUUGGGCCAAUGCAAAGGAUACAGAAGAUCAUUGUUUACCUGGAGGGAAGCACAAAGCCAAUCCAAGCGCAGAAGAAGAGUUGGGCAUCUGCCAGAUUUAUGCAGAAAAUGCCUGUUGCUCACCAGACUUUGCCCAGGAACUUUCCAAAGCCAAUGCUGGAUCUUGGAAUCAUUGUGGAAGCCUCAGCAUCAGGUGUGAGGAAUACCUUCGGCAACUGGAUUGUUUUUACCAUUGCUCCCCCAUUGCUGCUCAAUGGCCUCAUCCUCAACAACCCACAGCCCUGAUGGCUGUACCUCUCUGCCAGAAUUUCUGUGACCAAUGGUAUGAUGCUUGCAGAGAAGAUCUGACCUGCCUUGGCAACUGGCCCUGGGGAACCGAUGGACAUAACUGCAGUCAGGAAUGUCAUUCCUUUGGCCAGAUGUAUAAGGAUGGCAAGGAGCUGUGUGAGAACAUCUGGGAUGAUGCUUUCAUAGUAAGCACUGACCCUUGCCAAUGCCUGAUGCUGGAUGCCUCGGACACAGCCUUCUCCACCUCUUAUUCUCAUCUCAAAGAGAGCGACAGCCUAAAAGAGAUAGAAAUCAACAAGGCAGGCAAGGAAAGAAAAGAUCGUGUGAGCCCUUGCAGGGGCAACCUUUUACUUCAGCGUCUGAGAAGGAAUCUGCAGAAGCGUUCUAUUUUUGUGGAAGACAUGGAGGGAAGUGGAAGUGGAUUCUAAUCCAAGGUAACCAUCCUUCCCGAAGAAAAAAAGCCCCCUCUCCAGUGAUUGCCUGGGGCUUGGGGGGAUCGCUUGUGAUCUAUGCAAUUCUGUCACAUCCCAUACUACCAGCUUCCUGCCAUCUUCUACAACUCUGUGCAUCUCAUGGCGUAGACUGUGAAUCUGGCACCUUCCAGGACUUUGAGCCCUAGGUCCUAGCAGUAGAGAUUAGACCAUUAGGGCACCUCUUGGGAACUUGCCUAGAACCAAGAUUUCCCCAAAUAUUCAGAGUAGAAAAGGUGUUAGAGAACAGUAAGCAUUUCCUUCUCCAUAUUCUUUGUGUCUUAAGAGCUGGCUUGAGGAAGUCAUCGUAGAACGCAAAAGGCCAUUCAUGAGCACUAGCUGAAGGGAAAGCAGCCUUCAUAGGCAUUAGCUGAAGGAAAAUAUCUGCAAGGGAGAGCAUGAACAAGGGUGGAGUGGGGGUGGAGUGAAACAAUCAAUGCUGGAAAAGUUAGCCUCGGUUGUUGCCAUGGCUUCAAAUACAAUUGCAAGUAGGGCUACAAGUAAAACGGAAGGAUCUUCCUGAGCUCAAAAAGAAAAGGGGAAAUAGGGAAAGUUAGCUUAGAGACCAGCAUGGCUGACUUUCCUUAUUGCAUUUGUAUGCUGGAAAGCAAUGGUGACUGGGGGACCAGCAUUGCUAGGUUACUAAACUGGAUUACAUCCAAAACUGAAUUUAUUUUUCAAAGCAACCCAAUCCGAGUGGGGUGGAGAGAGAUUGUACAAAAGAGCAUGGUUACAUGGUUACAACCCAUAUGUCAAGGAAAACCUUUGGAUAAUAAACAUAGCAUCUGAACUGAAGUGGUCAGUGUAGAUAUAUGCCAGUCAGAAAACAUCUAAUCAGUGGUGGCAGUGAGACUCCAAGAGUUGUCAUGCUCACAUCUUUACAUAGUGCUCCUUGAGCUUUCCCCAACUAUCCUCUCCACUCUAAACACUAUUCAAAUCACCCUUGUAAUAUUGUACACCCAAAACAGAUCCGUCUGUCUCUUCAUCCAUCCUCAUUUAUCAGCUAUAUUUCACAUUCCUGUUAACCUUGGCUACGCUUACUGCAAAUGACAUAUUAUGGAUUGAUUCAAACCUAUUAAUAUUGUGGGAAAUAAAAAAAAUGGAAUAUGUGUUUGUAUUUUAUAAUGAAAUGUGUAAAAAAAUAUCAGUGUAGAGGACCGAAUCUUAGUGAUUAUUCUAGAAGGCAUUCUGUAUAUUCUAUACAGCUCUGAAAAGAAGAAUAUCUGCCCAAUUUAUCAUAUACCAGAUAAAAGAGGAUUAGUAAUAUCAUGAAGCGUUGCCAAUACUCUCUUGGUGGAAGGGCUUAUGGGAAACCAGCAUUUCUUUGACAAAUUGUAUAUUUCAUACUCCCAAAAGGUUGUUACUAAAACAGGUAAGAUUUGACCAGGGAAACAUCCAACCUGGUUAAAUGCUUAAUGACAUUAGGGACGAUGGUAAAUUAAACAGAAAUGUGGUGGAAUUUCUAUCCAUAUUUCAAAAUAUCCUUUUUUGAUUUUUCAUAUAUCAUAAACCAGUUGACAAAAUAUAGUGACUGUAGUUACACACUGCAUGAAGGCAUACUGACAUCUGGGCAACUGGCAUUUUAGUAAAAGCACUUUUUGAACAACACACAGGAUAUUAAUGUAAAUAACUGUCUUUUUUUCCAUUGUUCCACUUGAUAACAAUCGGAGGCCAUCUAGAUAUUACUGGAUUACAACCCUCAAUGUAUCUCACCAUCAUCUAUGCUACCUGGAGCUGCUGGGAACAGCAUCUGCAGGCCACAAGCAAGCUAUUUAGGGACUAAACUAAGCUUUCAAGAUUGGAUUAUAUAACCCUGAAAUAGGAUUGUUAUGUCCUGCUGAGCAGGCCAUGUUCUAGCACUGCCAAGGAGAAUGCAACAAACAUGACUUAGCCUCUGAGGAAAGGGAAAGGAGAUGGAAAGCCUGGAAAUUAAUUUAGACAGAUGAGAAGGGUGGAUGGAUAGUCAAAGGCAAGUACGCUAAUAUUCUUCUAUGUCAAAAGAGGCUUGGUACAGAAGCAGAUCUUGGAGGCUCUUGAAGAGAAAUGAAAGGAACUUGUUCAAAGAGAGGGUAGGGUGUCUUAAAAUAGAAAGAAACAUGCUAAGCUUUCAGAGAGGAAAAAGAUGAGGAACUGAAGUAGAAGAGCAUGUGCAAACUUGGAAGACAAAAUGGAAUUAUAGUUAUAUAUCAAAGGAGUAACAGGGCUGGAAAGAUAAUACAUUAUUAAAAAUAAAGGCCUGCUAUACGCAGGUUUACUUUCCCCCACACUGAGGCAGUGUCAUAUUGCCAAGCAACAGCAGUAACGGCAACAUUUCAAUGAUGCUUACUUUAAGGGUCUUCUGUAACAACCCUGUAAAGAGGAUAAAUGUGGUGCCUGGAGAUGGGUUGAAAGGUCAGCUAAUCAGUUUAUGAUUUAAGUGAAAUUUCAAACAGGGACUUCAUUUCAGUUUCAAGAUCACAAAUACUUCUUUCAACUCUUGAUCUUUCCCAAGCAGUAGCCCAUCCUCACUUCACAGAAAAUCAAGACUGGACAAAAAAUAUACAAAAGCAAAGUCUUAACUAAGAAAGGUUUCUUGGUGUGAUUUUUAUUUCUACAGUACCGUAAAUAAAAGUAUUUUUUUAAUAAUUUCAUUAUCUAACCCAGCAUACAUACAUACAAACAUAUUACCAUAUUUUUCAGAGUAUAAGUCCCACUGGAGAAUAAGACUUAGCUUAGUUUUUGGGCAAGAAAAUAGGAAAAAAAAUCUGCCUACCAGGUAACUUUACAGCCAAGUCGGAGGAAGCAGGCAAAGCACAGAUUGCUUCACUCGCUAG